AAAAAGUUCUAUAGCCCAUUACACUAUCAGUCCAGACCAGUCUUUGUCUGAUAACUCUGGCAGAUGUUUAAAAUCAGUGCUCCCAAGCAAACAUUUCAGAAAGGGCCUCUUUAACUUUUAAGGACCCCAAAUUCCCAAAACAAACAAAAUGACCCAAAAUGCUGUAAUGGAAAAGGUGAAGUCUGUAAUUUUGAACUGACCUCCACCUUCCCAAAGUGAAGCAGGAGUUAUUUUUUGAAGGUUUUUGCCCCAUUAGCUAGGCUAAACUCAGGAAGGAGCCAUUCCAGAGACUAAAACACUAUAAAAAAUUAUUCUUAAAUUUGUUAAAAAUGGUAAGGAAGAGUUUUUGAAGACUUAUCAUGGGGUCAAGACUAUUGCAAUACAGGAGAUUGAACUCAAUUCUAAGUACGGCAGAUAGCUGUAGAUUUAUAGCCAAUGAGCAGAAUGAGGGGUUCGUGGAUAGAGAAUUACUUAGAGAAACUUGAUUAUAUAUCAAGCAUAGGGGGAUUCUUGCUAAACGAGAAUUCUUACUAAAGUCAGGCCAGAUAUCAAGGGUGGAAGAUAGGGAACCUAAUCAGAUAUCAAGGGGGUGGGGAGAUUUCCCAUAAACUGAGCAGGAUUCUUUGCUAAAACUGGUCUCAGCAGGCCAAGUUGAGGCCUAGUCAAGAAGAGGACUCAGAGGAGCCUGACUAAAGUUUGGUCAAGGAGGACUUUGUCAACAGACAAAGGAGAUACAGUUGAUUUGUUGGUAUGACCUUGACCUUAUUUAUGGUAUUUGGGGUCCAUAAAAGAUAGACAUGAUAGCCCUGUGGAAAAGCUUUAGAAAAGUAAGUUUCCUUUUCCUACGAGUGUCUGUAAAAAGAACCUAGAAGAAGUAAUGGAGAUUGAACAGUAAUAUGAAAUUAUGAGGUGAGAAUGAGCUUAGCAUAUAUACAUGAAAGCAAGAGUUACAGUCAGACUGAAAUGAAGUGUGUUAGAGAGUGUUAGAAAUACGGCUGCUUAAGGAGGCAGACAUAAGUUAGAAAAAGUCUGGAUAAGUCAGAAUCAAGCCAUAUUUAUUAAGUUAAGGGAAUUGCAGUCAGAGCCUGGAAGAUGUUGUCAUUGAUAAACAUGAAGUUGAAAAGGCAGCUGAUUUUGGAGAGAAGAUAAUGAGUUUAAGACAUGUUGAGUUUGGUGAUGACAUAAUACAUAAAAGUCCUGACAUACUAUCCUUCUAGGAAGAGAAUAAGAAUUCACAGUGAUGAAAAUUUACGAUUCAUUAGCAUGUAUUACCACUAAAUUCCUGACCUUUCUGACCAUUAUACACACCCUGUGUCUUUCUACACUUACUCAAUAGUAACAGCUAUCCUUAAUUCACCUGUCAUGUGCUAAAUGCUUUACUACUUUGUUGUUAUUGACAAUCCCCAUUUGAUUGCGGAAGAAACCUACCCUUGGGGUUUUAAAAAGCCUCAGCCAAAGCCAAAUGUGUAGCAAAGGUGGAAUUGGAAUUCAAAGCAAGUUCUGCUGGGAUGAUACGAACCAGAACCCACUCUUUACACUGCCCUGCCUCUCCUCAGUGCACCCCCAACCUAGAAUCUUUCUCUUAAUCACUGUAUGUCUAAAUUCUACUUGUUUUUUAAGAUUCAACUCAAAUGAAAACUAUCCAUGAAAACUGCCAUGAGAGUUUGACUAAGUCCUACCCAUGAACUCUCAUAAUUAUGCACACAUUCAUAAUACCCAGUAUUGUAAUUAUGUAUUUGCUUCAGCUCCUUGAAGUCAGAGUGCUUACAUGGUUUGUAUAUUUGUCUUGCAAACAUCAUCACACCCAGCCCAAUGUUAUGGAUGUUGUAGGCAUUUAAUAUUUUAUGAAUGAACAAAUGAAUGAAUGGCAACUGAAUCCAUGAGACAUAUAGAGUAAGUUUAGAAAGAGAUAAGCAAUGGACUGAUGACUGUUUCCUGACAGUGUCCGCCAACAAAUUUUGGUUGUGUUAAUAAUAGAAUAAGACAGAAGGAAAAAAAACAGGAAAGGUGAGGAGAGGAAAAAGAAGAAAAAGAAAAGAAAGAGGAAGUUGAAGGAGAAGGGCAGAGAAAGGAAGACAUUUCCAGAGAUGCUUAUGACCAGAGGAGAGAGACGAAUAAAUUAAAAAGACAGAGCAAGUCGUAGGAGGAAAAAUUGUAAUAGAGUGCUGUGGCUCUUAGCCUUCUCUUCUUUCUCCCUCCAGCCUGCUUAGCAUGUAUCAAGAAUAAAGAAAGAUAUCAGUGAAGUUACCUUAUGACACUAAUCUGCCCCAUUCUUCAGGAUUGGGGGAAGGACUUUUUGGUGAGAGGAUUAAGGAAAUAGAGGCAGGAGAUCUGCUUCAGAGAGUGUAAGCAGGAUCCACUGGUGAGUCCCAGAGAAGAAGAAGCCUGUGGGGCGACUCAGAGCUAUUUUCUGGUAUAAGCCUGUAGCUAAAGUGGUAGGUGAAUUUCUAUAUCAUGUGACCUAAUUCACCAGAAUGGGGAAACUCCUAGAGAAAUAGUGGUCUAUUUCCCUCUGUCCAAAUGGGUAUGAAAGCCACAGUUAAUUGAAUAUUUAGAUUCUUAUGACAAAGGUAAUUUAUUUAAGUCUUGAUUUUAGGAGAUAAUUAAGAGAAUUCUUCUGAGAUCAGUAUACCAACUCCUACUUGAGGACACAGCUGGGGAUAUAGGGAAGGCAUAUGAUCUGGAACCCAAAUACAGAUUCAAAUCCUGACUACAGUGUGUCCUUAGGCAACUCACUUAAUUCUUGUAAGUCUCCAUUCCUCAUUUGUCAUUUGGGAAUAAAAAUAGGGCCUAUUGUUUAUUUCUUUAUUCACUCAAGACAAAUUCAUUGAGAGUAUACUUCUGAGAGCCACUGAAUUUGUUGGGACCAGGAUUACUGAAGAAAGAACUGAAACGUGCAUGAAAACUUUAUGCUAAGUGAAAAGCGCUGUGCAAGCACCAGUUCACAGUUUUUACAAAGAUGGAUGUUGUUCUCUACCCUGGCCUUGGAAAUACAGAUAGUUAAAAUUAGUCCUAGUAUCUCCCUCCAGAAACUGCAGCUGAUAGUGAUGGCUUAUUUAAUUCUUUGAAAAUGAUUUCUUCUUAAAUUCUCACCCACGUUACAGGUGAUUGUUUGAUUUGUAAUUCAAAUAUUAUUUUCUUAGGAAAAAUAUCCAGAAAUUAUCUUAAUAAUAAAGUUUAAAAAAAAAACCCACAAAAGUAGAAAGACAAAACGUAGGCAGACUUUAAAGUGAGCCAAGUACUAUAUAUUCUUUUACCUUUAAGAUGAUGACUCCUGUGGUAAGUGAUUGCCCAAGUUAUAAUGAGUUCAACAAGCUCAUUCUUGUGUGAUUUCUAAAGCCAAAUUCAUAUUUGAAUAGUGAAAGAGAUCCUUUCUGGUAAAUCAAAUUAGCUGUGUGGACAUGAUGCAAAUGAUAACUUAUCUUGACUUAAACAGGUUUUCAAGGUACAGAAAAAAUAGGCAAUUGAAAUUCACAGUACAAAGGCACAACACUUUAGCAAAACAUUUUUGUAAGUUAUUCACAAAAAUUUGGGGCAAGUGAAAUUUUAUGGGAAGCUCCUAGUCACAAAAUGUAAUAGCAAUAAUUACAUGUUUUGGCCUUUAAAAUGGCAUUUUAAUAAUCAGGACUAGAUUAACAGUGAGAAAAAAUUUGAAUAUUGUGUUAAAUUUAAAACUGCCAUUCAUUAAAUGUACCAAAUGUAAACAUUUUAAUUUUUAUCUUUUUGGAGAAUUUUAUUAUUGCUGUCAUUAUUAUUAUUAUUAUUAGGCUUUACUGGUCCUGUCUAGCCUAACCUUUGGGCCAUAAAUGUGAGCACUGGAACUUGGUGGACCACUCCAAUUACUCAGAAAAAUACUGAAUGGUAGGAUGGCAUAAAGGUAAAUAUUUGUUUAUUAAAAACAACCAUUUUUACAGAACUUGUAAAAUUAAGUGGUAAAAACUAAAAUGGAAUAUUAAAUCUCUGUUUUACACAAACUUAAUUGUUCUCUUCUUCCACUAAAUCACAAAACAUGGUGAUUUUCAAUGGAACCUAGUCUGUACUAAAAGUUAGUGUAGCCAACUAGGUUUCAGGGAUAUUUCUAUAAUGAAGAGGUUAUGCUGUGUCUUGUUUACAAAUAUCAAAACUCCCCUUUGUAGGAAUCCUAUAUAGGCGCCAGCAGCUUUGAAGCUGAAACAGUUCUGUUCAUACCAAUGGGGCUUCUCCUGAGUUCAGAGUCUUUUUUGUUGUUUUAAGUACUUUUACUUACACAAUUAAGCCCACAGGUAACAGGAAACCAGUGUUUCAAAAGAAAGCUUGAUCACAUUGCUAGAUAACACAGGUAUCCUAAGCAAGUGCGUGAGCACCCGGAGGCUUUAUGCUGCUUCCACAAGUACAUAUUUUUUUGAUUGGUAAGAACUGCCAGGUGACGCUUCAUGAAAUAUAAAUGCCAGAAAGGCACAGAGAGCUCAAGGCAAGCCUUCCGCCUGUCCGUCUAGGAGGAUAAGAACAGGAACCUGUUCCCAGCUGCAGGAGAUGGCGUUCACAGUUCCAGUAUCAGUCUAUCUCCUAUUCCACGCAAUGACAGCCCUGACUGAAGAGGCAGCCAGGACCAUAACACCCACCAUCACAACCCAGCAAAGUAACUGGACAGUUAAUAAAACAGAAGCUGCCUACACAGAAGGACACAUAGCCUUGAGGUUCUCACACCCUUGCCUGGAAGACCACAAUAGUUACUGCAUCAACGGUGUUUGUGCAUUCCACCAUGAGCUGGAGAAAGCCAUCUGCAGGUGUUUUACUGGUUAUACUGGAGAGAGGUGUGAGCAUUUGACCUUAACUUCAUAUGCUAUGGAUUCUUAUGAAAAAUACAUCGCAAUUGGGAUUGGUGUUGGAUUAUUAUUAAGUGGAUUUCUUGCUAUUUUUUAUUGCUACAUAAGAAAAAGGUGUCUAAAUCUGAAAUCGCCUUACAAUGUCUGUUCCGGAGGAAGACCACUAUGAAGUCUUGUAAGGAAUUUUCAUGAAGCAUUUGUAAAAAUCAGUGGGCCCAAAAUUGAAAUCUUCGAAUGAAAUAGCAGAACUUCCCAGGCUGACUAUACUUGAAAAUAAUGGAAGUUGGGAUCCUGAUGGAACGAGAGAAUAAACGGGGCAAGGUUGGUGUUUCAAGUUUGCCAUCGUUAGGGUGCCAUGGGAGCCAUGUGAACGAACUGCAGUGACAGAUGUCAAGCUCACAGUCCUACUCUGGGUUCGUUGCUUGUGUUAUGUGGUUAUAGUUCUCACUGCAGAGAGACUGAGUUUCAUGUGAAUUUUCAUGGGAUAAUUAUCAACCUUGCACAAGCCAGGGCACUGUGAAGCCUGGGUUCCUCACGUGCUUGCUGUCAGUAUUUUGGACCCCUGCUCUAUGGACCUAAUCUCAAGCAUGCUGCUGUCAUGGUGUCUAAACAAAUGUGAUGUCAACUAUUAGGAUGAGAUCAGUGUAAUGGCACCUUCAAUGAACCAAACGUGCCUGAAGUCUAAGCCAGAGAAAAAGAAGAUGGAAUGUUCAAGGCACAUUUAAAUCAGACCCAGCUUGUGACAACAAUGUGUAGCCUUUAUCUGUGAAAUAUGGAAUAAGCUAAAGAGUUUCUGAUGACUGAAAGCUAUCUGGAUAUUGAGCCCUGAACAGAAAAAACAUUUCUGUUUCUGUGUGGAUUAUAAAACUUUGUCUUGGACUCUUUGGUCCCCGAAUGCUUAUGUUCAUCACUUCCUUCUAUUGUUAAUGGAACUACUUGGUGACUUAUCCAUUUGCACCAAAAUUCUAGAAUUCUACCAAUAAAUAAAAUUCCAUAAUGGACCCUGAAAUAGAAAUUUAAGAAUUGGACAUACAAAUUUUUCACCAGCCAACAAAAUGUGGAAACUUUCUUUACCAUUUCUGAAUACUUCAUAGCAGGUUUGCACAAAGAGAAAGAAAACAGAACAAUAAUAAAAAUAACUAUCUGGGUAUUAGGGUCCUUCCUUUUUAAUCAUGCCUUCCACACAAUUUGCACAGUCUUGGGCAAGUCUUUUAAUUUCUUUGGGCUUUUGUUUCAUUUUCUACAAGGUUCUUCUAGCUCUAAAAUUUGACACUGGGAAAAGAAAGACAUUUUCCCCUAUCUAUGCUGCCAGUGGGAUUUUUCUCAGCCCCACAUUCAUCCCCAAAACACACCACUGUAUAUCAUCUUAGGUGUACAUUUUAGUGUUUGGUUUAUAAAACAAUAAUUUAAGAAUUUGUUUUUAAAAGAAGUAAGACAUAAAAUUAAAGAAUAAUAAGGCAUCUACAUUUUUUCUUUCAGAUUCAAUCUAAAACUAUGGACUUUUUAUUCAUCAUGUUGUAGAUAGGCAAAACAAUUUUGAUCAUGAAAUUAGUUAAAAGAGUAUCCUUACAAUGUGAAUAGCCUUAUUGUAGCCUAGUAACAAGCCUUUCACUUCUAUUAAGUUAUGACUUUUUCUUCACUCCUGAACUUUGAGUAGAAGGUAUUUUGCCUGCUUUGUUUUUCCUUCAGAAGAAACUGAAUGCAGAUGAACUGCACGUCAGCACUUUCUGCAUGUCCUCACAAAGUAUGCAAACUUUACAUCAUCCCAAAAGAGUGGGGAGGUGAAGGUUCCUCCCAGUGACUCCAGCGACCGCACCUAGAAAGCUAUGCUCUUCCCCAGCAUUUCAAAAGGUGUUAAAAAGCUGGGAAGAGUCCAGGAGGCAACAAUUCAGCUGAAUGAAAGGAAAGAGUAGUUAGUGCUGGAGUCUGGAGAAGUGGUAACCUAAAAAGUUAUGAAUAUUUGCUAUCUGUAAAUAUUUCUAAAUUAUAAAUACAAUGUAAUUAAAAGUAAACAACAUCAGAAAGAGAAUGAAAAUUCCCAGGUUGGCAAACCAAAAAGUGAACAAAAACAAAACCCAAUAGAUACAGACUUUUUCACCUGUGGGACAGUGUGCAUUACCAGUAUCCGCCCAGUGAGGCUGUACAGAGAUUCAUUGUGGCUCAGGAGAAUUCAUCUGUUUACAGUGUGCAUACAAGAUCAUCUGUGAUCCCUUAACUCCAGGAGUUAAUUUCACAGGAAGGAACCUCUGGCAUUCAGUGGCAAUAUUUACGGAGGUAAACAGGACUUCGGGGAAAACGAAUAAAUGUGAAUUGUUCUGCAACUUUUUUCAUCUUCUGUUUUUUUCCUACAUCCAAUAAGACCCUGAAAAAAGCCUUCCAGUAAAGCCCUUUUGCAUCAGAACUACAUUUUCAGCACUCAAUCUGUGAAUGAAUAGGUGGGGUAGAUCAUUUAGGAAAGAAAUGAGAACAUGUUUCUGGCAUCUUUGACUCAUUCAAACUGGCCAAGAGGUUCAUCAAUUUUCUUCAGUUCCCAUUUUCUCUUUUUCCUCUAUCCUUCAACCCCUUGAGAACACUCUUAGGUCAUCAAUAUUCAUGAGUGCUUCUAGAGUUAGCAUUUUAGAGAAUGAUAGGGGUGGAAGUAAACCAUAUAAUUUCAGUCCUACUUGAGCCAGGAAUUUUCAAAAAGGGAAUUAUAAUUGCUUGUUAUUGUAUCUUCUUUCCCCAAAUUAGUUCUCUGUAUAGUUAUGUUUUCAUAACCUUUGAAGGUGAAAUAUAACACCAUUCAUCUUUUAGUGUUUCCUGGCACAAUACACACUUAAUCUUUUA
This is a messenger RNA of Manis javanica (Malayan pangolin), 7631 nucleotides long. It is a transcript of the gene EPGN, whose product is annotated as epithelial mitogen. The record is from RefSeq and is a predicted model, not a curated record. NCBI's taxonomy places the organism in Eukaryota, Metazoa, Chordata, Mammalia, Pholidota, Manidae. Gene Ontology annotation, biological process: positive regulation of mitotic nuclear division; epidermal growth factor receptor signaling pathway; positive regulation of cell population proliferation. Gene Ontology annotation, molecular function: growth factor activity; epidermal growth factor receptor binding.